Bursaphelenchus okinawaensis is the source of this 5719-nucleotide messenger RNA. The record is from the annotation of a GenBank genome assembly. NCBI's taxonomy places the organism in Eukaryota, Metazoa, Nematoda, Chromadorea, Rhabditida, Aphelenchoididae.
AUGCCUUAUAAAAACUCAGAUGUACGUCGUUUUUACACAGAACGUGAAGAUAUUGAUGUGGAGGAAGCGGAACGCUUGUUUCUGAGGGAUGAUGUUCUUCGAGCUGAAGAUGUAAGUUAAUAUAUAGGUUUUCUUGGUUUAGAAGACUCGAAAUAUACUUGAAUUUGGUAUCUAAACAUGAAAAAGAUUCUGUUGAUUGUUUUGAUAUUAGUUUUAACAAUAUUUUAUUUUAGGGAAAAAAGUUAUGCGUGUUUUUGGCACUGCACAAAAUGGAACGUAACCAUGUUUGGGAGAUUGUUGGAGAGACAAUUGUGAAUAUUGCUAAAUCACAGUAAGUUAGUUUUAUUACUUUAUUAUGUGUUUAGGACUUCUAAGUUGAAUUUUACACUAUCUAGCUUGUUAGUUUUGGCAUAAACUUUAUUUUUUGAAAGUUUGACAUAUCAACAUGGAUAACAUGAAAUUUAUAGCUUAGAACUGUUUGAUUUAAGGCUUACAUUAAAGAGAAAAUAACUAAAAACAUUCUAGAGACCAUCUUGCAAGAGUUGGAGCAUGUAUAGCUCUUCUAUUCGACCGAGCACCAGACGAUGUUCUUCUUCAAGGCGAAGAUUCUCAAGUUUCUGAAAACAAGGUUACAAAAGCGUGGUUGAUGGAUCAAAUUUCUGAAGUUGUUGACUAUAUUAUGCUUUGUAGAGACAGAGAAAUUGCGGAGAAGUUUGCUGCGGUAAGUUUUUUGUUUAUUCUUUUUGAUUAUUAGGUAUUUUCAAAGGUUAUUGAUGUAUCGGUGCUUAUCAUUGGAUCUUUUAGAUGUUCAAGAGUUUUGUCAACGACCCAAAGCCGGAUUUGAGUGAAGCUUUGUUCACGGUAUCAAUGAGGGUUUGGAGCAAAAUUGACGUAAGUUCUGAAGGUUUUAAAUAUUGUUUCUUAAAGUUUAGGUGUAGGUAUAGAUGGUGCUUCACUUUAUUGGUUUAAGCAUUAUUUUAAUGGUUUUUGGGUGAAUUUAAAAGCAUUUUUGAUGCUUUUGAUAGCUUUUUUAAUAAAAUUUAAACUGAUUCCAGUCUCCAAACGACAACGUAGCAUGGGGCGCAGCUUUUGUUCAACAAUGUUGUUAUCCACCCAGAUCAACCGACAAAAUUCAACAAGCAGUUUAUGAAGAGAAGCAUCAUGAAGCAUUUUUAAAGGCUCUAAGACAUCCAAGUUUGCCAAUUCGAAUUCAAGCGAUUGAAGGAGCUGUGGAGAAGAUUGUUUUCUGGUGGGAAGACUUUCCAAAAGUGUUUAAGUCAAAGUUCAUCGAUGUUGUCAUAGAGCUGGCACAUGAUAGUCAGGCUGAUGUUAGGGCUGCGGUUUUUAAGGUGAGAGUUGCAUUUGAGGUUUGAGUUUUAAUUUUGGCUUUAAUUUGUGAAAUUUAGGCUUAAAAAUGAAAUUUUAGGCUUAAAAUUGAAUUUUAGGCCUAAAGUUCAACUUUAGGCUUAGACAUGGAAUUUAGGCUUAAAAAUGAAUUUUUGGCUUAAAGAUGAACUUUAGGCUUAAAAAUGGAACUUUAGGCUUAAUAAUGAAGUUUUACGCAUAAAACUGAAAUUUUAGGCUUAAAAACUCAAUUAUAAGCUUUAGUUGCCAUGAAUUACACAACUUAUCCUCAAUGUCUUUUAGAGCCUGCGAUUCUUUGUUCUGAGCCCAGCAGCGACAACCAAGGCCAUAGAGGAUAUAUUGCCAAAGAUUUGCAAAGAUGGCAUCGAUGAUGACAAAGAGAAGGUUCGAUUGAACUGUGCCAAAGCCAUGUUGUUCUUUGUGGAAAAGGCUAAUACUCCAGUAAGGUUUUUCAUUAUUUUUUUUAAUUUUAGGUAACAAAUUUUGUAAAAUCUUUAAAAAAUGACGUUUUUAAUUGAAAAUGGGGACCUGAAAAGCUUAAAAAUAGUACUUCUGGGCCAUUUGUUGCAUUGAACUUUUCUGUGCCAGAAUCAACCAUAUCCUUUUCAGUUUGACCGCUUCAUCGACCUAAAUUCGCUGUGUCAUCGAUUGGAUUUCGAACAGAAUGAAGCGAUUGAGCUGGCCAUUUUCAAAUUGAUCAAAACUGCCUCUCCAACCGAAUAUGGUCUACCUUUGCAGAAAUUUGUUCGAAAAUUCACAAAAAUAUCAAGGAAUGCGGCUUUGGACUACCAUAGAUUGUUGUUCACUAGUGGGCAGAUUAAGAUUGAAAAUGGAUGUGAGUUCUUGAAGGUUAGAUAGAUGUGUAAUAUGUAUAAAAUAUUAUGUUGAUUUAGGUAUUAAUGGAAUGAAAAUUUGAAGGAUUUGAAGAUUCAGUGGCAAAAAAAUUUUUGGAAAUUAAAGUUUUGGCUAUGUUUUGUUUUGUAAAGAAAGUUUUUGCUAUUUUUCGCUUUGUACAAAAAGUUUUGUCACUUUCGGUUUUGUAAAGAACGUUUUUGCCAUUGUUUGUCUUGUAAAGAAAGUUCUUGCAUUUUUUUGACCUGUAAAGAAAGUUUUGGCCUUUUUUGUUUUGUAAAGAAAGUUCUUGCCAUAUUUUGUUUUGUUAAGAAAGUUUUUGUCAUUUUAUGAUUUGUAAAGAAAGUUCUUGCUAUUUUUCGUUUUGUAAAGAAAGUUCUUGCCAUAUUUUGUUUUGUAAAGAAAGUUAUGGUUAUUUGUGAUGUUUGGUUUAAAACUUUGUAAUUUUUUUAAAAUUUUAGUGAAGUACACGGAAGCUCUGGUAGGAUUUAUUCAACCGUUUUUGUUGAAGAAAGAAGAAUACGAAGAACAAGAUAAUCUGGAGGGUUUUUAUGAAAGUGAGUUUUAACAUUUUUUUGCCGUUCUACCACUGCCAUAUUCAAAAAUAUUCCUGCUUUCCUCAAAAAUUUUUUUUGGAAUUAAUUAGAAAUGGUGAUGUAGGAUAGAAUAGGGAAAGGUAGGGGUACAUCAGGGUAGAGUAAGGUAAUAUAUACAGCACCACAGGUAGCUGAAUACUGUAAUUUCUUAAAAAUUUUAAAGAUUUUGUCAUUUUUCAGAGCUUGGAAUAGUGAAGAACGUUUUCGACUGUGCCAUUGUUUUGUACGCCACAAUCCAACCGCAUGUUAUGGCCACGGACAACUCCCGGGUGCGAACUGACAGUGCCAGUGUUUUACGAGCCUUCUCGGAAAUUGUGGCUACUAUUUUUGAAAGUUUUGAGGUAAGGUGGAAAGCACUUUCUUUACAAACUUAAAAAUGGCAAGAACUUUCUUUACAAAACAAAUAAUGGCAGGAACUUUCUUUACAAGACAAAAAAUAGCAAGAACUUUCUUUACAAAACUAAAAAUGACUUUUCAGGACCACGAAGGUCUAAUGGACUCAACCCUAACCCUAGCCAGUCUAUCUCCAACGGCCGUCAAGUUCUACCCCAAGUUCUUCCUUCAAGUUGAACGGGAAGUCAGAGGUGGUAAAAUCGACGAACGCCAAAUCCAAGCCUUCGCCAUGAAUGACAUGAACAAGUUCACUCAACUGCUACUAGAAGGACUAACUCAGGUUGAAAUGAGUUCGCAGAAAGUCGCUUCGAGAAACGUACCAACUCCAGCCAAACAGUCACGACCGUCCAUUUUCUUGAACGAAUUGGCUGUUAUUGAUGCAUUGACAGCCCUGUUGGAUAAUCCAACGACUAGCGCUUAUUUGCUUAAUGUGAGUUUGGAUUGGGAAAGAGGGUUUUUGAUGAACAUUUAGGCUUAGAAAUGAAAUGUUAGGCUUAUGAAUGAACUUUUAGAUUUGGAAAUGAAGUUUUAGGCUUAAGAAUGAAAUUUUUUACUUAAUGAAUUGUUAGGCUCAAGAAUGAAAUUCUAGGCUUAUAUCAAGAACUUUAGGCCUAGCAAUGAAAUAUUAAGCUUAAUAGUGGAAAUUUUUGUUAAGAUGGAGUUUACGUCUAAGGAUUGAAUGUCUUGAAAAUGAAGCUUUAGUCUUAUAAACGAAAAGUUAGGCUUAAAUAUAAAUUUUAGGCUUAAUGAAUUUCAAUUUCAGUAAUGAAUUUUUAUAUUCUAAAGUAAUAUGUUUAGGAAUACGACUACUUUGUGUCCCAAUUCAUAGCCAAAUUGGUUCAAACCCGUGACAAUUUUAUGUUAGCGAGACGGAAUGGUCGAAACUCGAAGGAUAUGCCUGACGCUCUAUUCGGUCGCACCACAGACAUGAUUGCAGUACUCAGAAUCCUGGCUUUUGACAAGAAAAUCAAAGCUGAGGUUAAGGAGGAGGACAGUAAGAAAUUUUUUAAUUUUUGUUUUUUUUUGAAUUUGUUACCUAAAAAUUAGUUUUAGGCUUAGAAAUGAAGAUUUAGGGUUAAAAAUGACUUUUAGGCUUAAAAAUUAAGAUUAAGCCUUAAAAUGACUUUUAGGCUUAAAAAUUAAGAUUAAGCCUUAAAAUGACUUUUAGGCUUAAAAAUUAAGGUUUAGGCUUAAAAAUUGUUUUUUAGUACAAACUUCGAUUUCUGUACAAAUUUUUAAUUUUGUUACUUAAAACAACAUAAUUUUAGCCCAAAAAUCUCGUCGAGGUCGCAGGGCUCGAACUGCAGAACCAGAGCUAUUACCAGCGGCCGAACAGGACGCUGACCCAUUAUUGUACGAAGUGGACUGGAUCCAAACCCAAUUCGAAUUAAGUCCCUCAAUCGUUUGUCACUCGGAAAUUGCCGAAAUUUUAUAUAAUGUUUUGUCAUUAUACAUUCAAUCACAUCCACACAAGUGUGAGACGAUCCAAAAGCUAUUGGAUGUUAUUGAGAAGAUCAAGGAUUAUACGGUGGGUCUUUUUUGAAUCUGAAAUGAAUUAUAGGUUUAAAAAUAGGGUUUUAGGCCUAAAAAUUACUUUUAGGUUUAUAAAUUGAAUUUUAGGCUUAGAGAUGAAGUUUUGGCUUAAAAACUUAAUUUACGCUUAAAAAUGAAUGUUAGGCUUAUAAAUGGAAUUUUAGGUUUAGAAAUGAAUUUUUGGCUUGAAAGUGAAACUUUAGGCUUGAAAAUGAAAUGUUAGGCUUAAAAAUGAAAUUUUAGGCUUAGAGAUGAAGUUUAGGUUUAAAAAUGAAUCUUAGGCUUAAAAGCGAGCUUUAGGCUUAAAAAAAUUUUUUUUAAUUGAGUGUUAGGCUUGAAUUGUCUUUUAAAACGUUGAUAACAUAGCCUUUUUAGAGCGAACACCCAAUCCGAGGCGACCGGUCGAUAAUCUCAACCUACAACCAAUGUAAAAAGAAAGCUCUACACGCGUUAGAUCUGGCCAAACCACAAGAAGAACCAAGUCAAGACGGCAGGAUCUCCACGAUCCGGGAAGAAGACGAAGAAGCCGGCUCCAGAAACGAAAGCAGAGCCACGGAGGCGGAAUCUUACGUGGAGGAGGAUAGUAAAGGUGGGUGGAAAUAAAGUUUUUGUUGUAUUUUGGGUUGGAAAGAAAGUUCUUGUCAUUUUACGGUUUGUAAAGAAAGUUCUUGCAAUUUCAUGUUUUGUAAUGAAAGUUUUUGCCAUUUUUUGUUCUGUAAAGAAAGUUUCUGCUAUUUCUUGUUCUGUGAAUAAAUUUCUUCCCAUAUUUAAUACUUCUAGACCUAAAGUAAUAUAAAAACCUUUCAGAUCAACAAAACUUGACUUCUGUAACCCAUGAUACGAUGGUAAAAGAAGAGCCAGAAGAAAAUUGUGGCGAAUUCUCGGUCAUGGACAAUUCCGAAAACGAACCCCCAGCCAAUGACACCAGCAGCAAACUGGAAGAAUCGGAUUUGAAUGCCACUUUGAUGGAAGAAAACUAA